CUUGUUAAAGACAGCUGACGGCGCUGACGUUUAAUAUCAAAAUCAAAACAAUGGUGAAAAUUUUAUUCUUGAUAUGAAGUUGCAAAUAUUUACAAACACUGACUUUAAUUUUUCAAAAAUUCACCAUAAAUUAUUUUCUGUUUUAAACUAAGCUCCAACCAGUAUGUCUUGUGAAAUCAGGCUGACAGCCACUAUUGAGAAUGUACCAAGGAUAAGGAAUUGUUUAUAUCCCACAGAUGACUUAAAAGGGACAGAUUGGUGGCUGCAGACCUCAAAGAUUUCAGUGUCUCCAACAGGAGAUCUAAUAGCUCUAGCCAAUGAAAGAGCUGUAGUAAUAUUGACAUCAAAAUGGGUCUCCACACUGUCAUUGAGCCAAUUUCUAGUUAGUCAUACCUGUACGAUACAUGACUAUGAUAAAGUUCGGGCCAUCCUCUGUCUUCCAAUUGUGGGAGAAAGUCAUAGUUCUCAUGUUGGACCGGAAUGGACAUGCAUUGUUGUUGGGUAUGACUCUGGCUAUGUUCGUUUUUAUACUGAAAAAUGUGACUUGCUUAUGGAGGAGCAAUUUCACAAUGAAAACAUUACCAGUUUGAAAUGCCAAAGUCAGCAUAGUCCCAGACCUGAUAUUUCACCCGAGUUGUACCAAGAAGAACUUUAUAUCCAGUAUCAAAGCAAUGUUUGCAUCAUAAAUGGACAUCAACUAUUUGAGAAUUUAAAAACAUGUAGAAGCCAACUUGCUAGAGCUCAAGCCAAAGGAAGUCCAGCUGAAUUUAAACCAAUACCCUUAAUAGUUAAAAAAUGGGGCUUUCAAGAUCAGAGCCUUAUAAAUGAUGUAGCUGUCCUAGGACUAAAUAUAUCAAACACAUUUGAUCAUCUUUUGGCAGCCUCUUUAUGUGGAGGUUUUGAAGCCAAAUACAGGCACACUCCUCCAAAUAGUACACUUGUGUUGGCUGUUGGGUCUAAACCUUUUCUAGGAUUCCAUUAUGCCUUGGAAGGUGUAAAUCAGCCAGUGUUAAGUGAUGUUGCCAAAGCAGUGGCUAGUAAAUUAAAGUCUGCUCUGCCUGGUUGGUUAACGGGAUCUAAACAAAAUGAAAGCAAAGAAGUUACUGUAGCAAUGCAACCAAUAGACACUAUGGGCUUAAGAUUUGGCCUUAGUGAUGUUAGAAGAACCGCAACAGACAUAGUGCUCUCCCCCAAUAGAAAGUUAGCAGCCAUAUCUGAUAGUCUUGGACGAGUCUUGUUAAUAGAUUGUUUUAAAGGGAUCAUUAUUAAGAAUUUUAAAGGGUACAGAGAGGCACAGUGUGCAUUUCUACAGGUCCCCGAUGAGCGACGUUCUAAACAUCGUCAUGGCAAUAAAGUUGCAGUUUUUCUAGUGAUUUAUUCACCGAAAAAGGGCACCUUGGAGAUUUUCACAGUACAACAAGGAACUAAAAUUACAACAUUUUCGGCUUCAAAGUAUAGUAGGCUGUUGUACAUUUCACAUGGAUUGAUGGGAUUCACCACAACUUCAAAAUCACGUUACAUUUGUCAGUUUACUUGUUUGUUUUUAGACAGUGAAGGUGAUAUCAAGGAAAUCAUAGUGCCAUUUCAUUUUGCCUUAGCAGAGAAAAACAGCGUUAAAGCGAGAGAUAUUUAUUUUUACAAAAAAAUGCGACAGUUCAUAAAAACAGGUUGUCUAAGCACUGAUGCUUUGGAAAAUGAAAUCUUUAAUAUGUGUUCUGAAUUGAAAACGGUGGAGAUCAAAGUUCAAACGGUUGACAUGCUUUUGACAAGCAAAGGAGUUUCUCCUGAAAUUAUUUUAAAAUGCCUUGAUUACUUUCUCGAGCAUGGUGGUGAUGGUGUUGAAAAUGAAUCCUUAAUUAAUCUUAAAACAGUUUGCAUGAACGUUAAGGCUUUGUUAGAGCUUUAUGUAUUUGUUACAAGUAAAAACACUAAUGAAGAAAAUGGCAAUAGUGUAGAAAAUGAAGACAAUAAAACCUUACCACACUUAAGCGCAAAAGAUUUGGAGGGGUUACAAAAACUUCUGGAUUUAGCCACUUCUAGUAGUGACAGCGAUUUAAAAACUCCUCGAGUGAGAUUCUGUGACGAGGUUGCUUUUGAAGUUAACGAAUUUUUGGCAAGUUUUGAUUUUACGAAGGCAGAUAAAUUAAGUUUGAAAGAAGGACUAGAGGACCACCAGCUAUUUAAAACAUCUGAGGUCCUCUUCAAAAAAUACAUAUCAGGUGAACUUCACAACUUUGACGACUUUUCAUCAGCAAUAUUAUCCAGCAACAUCCCAAUUAAAGAUCUGUUUGAUCUGGCCAUUUGGUUUUGGGUUAAUCGCCCCCUAGAUAUCAGCCAAAACCUCAGUAAAGAUAUGAACAACUUUGCCAAAACUAUUACUAUAUUGGUAAAACUAGCCAAUAAGAAAAUCAUAGCAGAUGUAGAAAACGAUGAAAUAAUACCAUUUUGGGAAAAUAUUCGGGAAAUCUUAGCCAAUAACUCGAGACCGUUUCCUGCUUUGAUGGCCGCGAUGCUUUGCAAAAAUGUGAUUCAGAGACAGGAAAUGGAAAAUUCGGAAGAGAAUAUAGAGGUUUUGACUCAGGAAGAUGUUAGAUGGUCGUUACUGAUCGGUAAAUUGGAAGACGUUUCAACUCUAAACAUAAUCCUUUCCAGCAAGCCUACAAUAGAAAACCCAACGUUGCCAAAACUUUCCCAUCCAAAAAUCGACAUAAGUCUAAAAUACAUUUUGGAACAUGGGAAGGGUUCGGUCAGCGAACUAACUGCUCAAUGGCUUACGUCGUGCGGGGUCGAUCCUCAGUGCAUUUAUGUCAAUGACAUUAUUUAUAAAAACUCCCAAGAAGAUGCCAAUAAUGUAGCACGGAAGGACGAUUCCGAUCACUCAGAAAAGCCCCAAGAAAUCUUAGAAGGUCUCCAUUUAAAAACAAUUGAACAAGUCCAGUCUGAACCUAUGUUCAAAUACCUUAACUUACUAAAACAACAAUUUCCAUAUAGUCUAGAAGCAAGUAAUCUCCUUGCAAAUAUGUGUUGGGAAUAUGGCAUCUCAUGGCGAAAGGAGAUUACUGAAUUGGGAAACUUAAGAGCAGCCAUUAAAUGUUUGACUUCUAUCAGCGACGUUCAUAUUCAAAGAGGGCUGUUUCAGUUGUUAUGGAAUACCCAUUUAAAGAUUAUUGUCGAAAGCAGCUGUAAAUUGAUAAAUAAAGUUGGAAAACUGCCUAAGGAUAGGUUAUGCCAACAAGACACUGGAUUAAGUGAUAAACAAAUUACGGAUUUUAUCGAAAUCUGUACAGAGUUCAUGUACUCUUUCCUCGAAAUUGCUCUAAAGCCUUGCGAUCCGAAGAAACCCGAGCUGAAGUUUGAACCGAUUUGGGAAAAUGGUGGUCACCAGCCACUGGUAGAGUUAGCGAUCCAACAAAAGAGUGUGGAUUAUAAUUUGCUACAUUUACAUUAUCAAUUGUGCAUGGUUUUGCAUAUGAUUAGCAAAUGUGCAGUGAAACACUCGAAGCCUGUCAAUAAUUUAUUUGAUGCUUCCUUAACUGCUCUGCUAUUUACUGAUCUUCAAAGGCAAGUUGAUGUGAACUGGAAUAAAUCUGACAUGAAAAUACACAGCUCAAGAGAUCUAUUCUUAAAAAAAAUUAUAACCUCUAGCAUGGAAACAGUAACUUUAAAUGAAAAUGGUGAGAUUUAUUGUAGGGAUCAUGAAAAGUGGAUGGAGAAGUGUUUAUCUUUAGCUAGAAUAUGGAAUAUGGGCGUAGAUGAAUUUAGAAGGUUUCAAAUAACUCAACUUUACAUUAGUGGCUACGAUCAAGUAGCAGAAAAGCUGAUUCCAUCCAUAUCUAACACGUGUGAACUAGGAAAAGAACUGCUCAAAGUAGCUGGCAAUAGACUUUCUCAGUACUUGUCUUCGUCUCCGAAUCUUAGUGAAAAUAUAGCCGCUUUGACGCCCAUGCUAAGUAGAUAUAUUGAGACCUUGAAUGGCAGUUGGUGCUCGCCUAGUGACCUUCACAAUAUAACUAUUUUAGGAAACUUAGCUUUAACUUCAUUAGGGGAAGAGAAUAGAGAUUUGGUUGCAUAUAAGUUGGCCAGAUCACUUUUGGAAGCCUGCAAUACUUUGGAGGACAUAAACCUUAAAAACAAAGCUCCUUGAACCUUAUUUUUAUAUAUUUUUUUAUACACACAUAUGUAUAAUGAGUUUAAAAAACGAUCUUAUGGCCUAGUUCAAUUUUCAUAGGAAGUGUAAUUAUAAUAAAUUUUGGUCGAUUAAAAUUUUAAGCAUAUUUCAUAAUAGACUAUGAGAUUCAAAUAUUUUUUAAGUUACUAAAUAUAUUUAGGUAUGUGAUAUAUAUGACCUUUUGUAAUAAAGUAUGUAAUUUUUGGGACUAGAACGUGCUAAGAUAGAGUAAGUUUUAACUUAUUGUGAUACAGUUGACAAAAUAAACCAUCCCGCAUUUUUUUCAAUAAUAAGAAUGUUCAGUCUCCGUAAUAAAAUCUUUAUAGUAGGUUAAGGAUUUAACUUUUUUUGUAAAAAUGUUGCUGUUGAAAAAUAUUAAAGUUUUAUUAGAAUAUA
Anthonomus grandis grandis is the source of this 4564-nucleotide messenger RNA. It is a transcript of the gene Rab3-GAP, whose product is annotated as rab3 GTPase-activating protein regulatory subunit. Gene Ontology annotation, biological process: regulation of GTPase activity. The coding region runs from base 164 to 4144 and encodes 1326 amino acids. NCBI's taxonomy places the organism in Eukaryota, Metazoa, Arthropoda, Insecta, Coleoptera, Curculionidae. Gene Ontology annotation, molecular function: protein binding. The record is from RefSeq and is a predicted model, not a curated record. The transcript is spliced from 13 exons.